AUGCGAUCCCUAUUCAACGGCUUCUGCUUCUUCAACUGCUGGCUGCCAAUAAUCUCGAGCACACCAAAGCAGCCAAUCCCUGGCUCCGAGCCGGACAUCGCUGGAAAGACCUUCGAUUACAUCGUUGUAGGAGGUGGCCUUACCGGACUCACUGUCGCAAAUCGUCUGAGUGAGGGGAGCCGCCAAUCUGUUCUCGUCUUGGAGAAUGGCUACCUUGUUGACGAUGUGUCAACCCAAGUCCCGUCGUAUGCGAACAGUUUGAACAAAGCAUUAAUGUACAACAUCACGUCCGCUCCCAAUGUCAAUAUCGGUGGCCAGGCGAAACCCGUCUGGGUGGGGAACGUGGUAGGGGGUGGGUCAGUCGUGAAUGGCAUGGCGUUCGACCGUGCAUCUUCUGCUGACUAUGAUGCAUGGGAGCAGCUCGGGAACCGCGGCUGGGGCUGGAAUGGUCUGCUGCCUUAUUUCAAGAAGUCUACUACAUUCACACCACCAUCGACUGAGAAUGUGAAGGCAUGGGGGACAACGUACGACGCAUCCUACUACGGGACGAACGGGCCUAUCCAGGCUUCCUUUCCCCCUUUCGAUUAUCCUGAUAUCACCACGAUCUGGGCAGCGUACAAAUCAGAAGGCGUCCCUUUGCCAAAGGAGCAUGCUUCUGGAAAUGCUGUCGGCGCCUACUGGAUUCCCACAGCGCUUCAGCCAAAGACUGAGACCCGCUCAGAUGCCAGGAAUGGUUACUAUGACCCAGUCAAGAGCCGUAGCAAUCUCAUCCUCGCCACUGGCAAGACCGUAAACGAGGUGCUCUUUGAUCGAGGCCUACUCACUGGGUACACGGCGAAGGGUGUCCAGUACGUCUCACGCAAAGACAACUCUGUCGCACAGGUCUACGCCAGCAAAGAAGUCAUCUUGGCGGCCGGGGCUGUCUUCACACCACAACUCCUCCAGCUUAGUGGUUUUGGCCCAAAGGACGUUUUGAGCGCAGCAGGAGUACAGGUCAAACAAGAUAGGCCAGCAAUAGGCGCGAACAUGCAAGACCACCCCAACGCCAAUAUGCAAUUCGACCUUAAAAACUUGGCCACUCCGAACCCAUUUUCCGGCCAAGAUCCCGCCUUCAAUGCGUCCGCAUGGGCACAAUACUAUGCCAAUAGGACUGGCCCCAUCACUCAAGCUCAUGGCAGCAGCCUCGCCUUCCUGAGCUUGCAGACCGUUUCCGAAAAAUACGAGUCCAUCGUCGCAAAUAUCAAGAGCCAGAAUGCACGCACGUACCUCCCAGCAGUCUAUGCUGAUUCUAAGCUCCUUGCUGGCUUCAUCAAGCAACGCGACAUCAUCGCGGACCUACACUCCCGCACUGACGCAGCGGUCGCCGAGUUUCCUAUGGUAGCCUUUGGUCUUGCCAUUGGUGCCCUACAACGCCCUCUAUCACGCGGCACUGUCACUCUCAAUUCAUCUAAUAAGUAUGGUAUGCCUGUCGUGCAGUGGAACACUUUCCAAAACCCCAUUGAUCGGCAAAUAUUAGUUGAGAUGGUGCGCUGGCUUCGUCAGCACUGGGCGCGACCCGAGCUGAAUAAGUUCCAGCCGGUUGAAACAGUGCCCGGUACUGGAGAGACGGACGACGAGAUCAUCGAAGCACUCAUCCAAACCAAGGCGCUCGAGGCAAGCUUUGCGCACAUGUCUGGAAGCUGCUCAAUGAUGCCUGAGGCUUACGGCGGUGUUGUAGGCAGCGAUCUACUUAUGUAUGGAGUGAAGCGUCUAAGCAUCGUGGAUGGAAGCAUUAUCCCGCUGGUGCCGGCGACACACCUGCAAGCCACCAUGUAUGCGGUCGCCGAGAAAGCUGCAGACAUCAUCAAGGGGCGAAAUUCCAUUCCCACAAUACCUUCCAUCUUCAAUGCUUUCAACUUCUUUGCUUAGCAUGUAUGUCAUAGUAUCUGUC
Messenger RNA from Paraphaeosphaeria sporulosa, 1930 nucleotides. RefSeq names its product alcohol oxidase. Gene Ontology annotation, molecular function: oxidoreductase activity, acting on CH-OH group of donors; flavin adenine dinucleotide binding. The record is from RefSeq and is a predicted model, not a curated record. The transcript has 2 exons. Gene Ontology annotation, biological process: secondary metabolite biosynthetic process. Bases 1 to 1908 code for a protein of 635 amino acids. NCBI's taxonomy places the organism in Eukaryota, Fungi, Ascomycota, Dothideomycetes, Pleosporales, Didymosphaeriaceae.